AAAAUUUUAAAAUAUUCGAAAAUAGUAACGAAAUCGAUACUAAGACGUCUUUUGUUUACAUGCUCUACUGUCAAUUUUCUACAUUGUACGUUAACGUCGAAAAGUUAAGCAAAUUUACGAAAUGACUUUACAAUUUGGAGAUCUUCCGAUUCGAAUACGGAGAAUUGUGUAUUAUACCUUGGCCGCGGAUGAUCAAAGAUUUUGGGCAAAGUUUCUAUCCCAUAGCUUGCCAAAUCUAUUUAAACGAUCGGUAUAUAAUGCUAUAGUGAUGGCUCCUGGUUGCCUAAUGUCUGUGAUAUUAAUGAAGUGGAGUAAAGCCGAGCACAGAAGAGCAAAAAGAAAGAAUCCAGCACUCUAUGAACAAAAUUCAAAAUAAGGUUUCAAUGUUCUGAUCAUGCAAUUAAAAUAUAUAAUUCAUUAUAAUUGAAUCAGAAUGUAAAUUAAAAUCUAAUUGACAAUGAUACA
Molecule: messenger RNA, 465 nt
Organism: Megachile rotundata (alfalfa leafcutting bee)
Lineage: Eukaryota; Metazoa; Arthropoda; Insecta; Hymenoptera; Megachilidae
Product: cytochrome b-c1 complex subunit 8-like
Source: RefSeq, a predicted model, not a curated record